This is a messenger RNA of Salvia miltiorrhiza (redroot sage), 1332 nucleotides long. RefSeq names its product putative disease resistance protein RGA3. Gene Ontology annotation, molecular function: ADP binding. The record is from RefSeq and is a predicted model, not a curated record. Gene Ontology annotation, biological process: defense response to other organism. Bases 1 to 1332 code for a protein of 443 amino acids. Lineage: Eukaryota; Viridiplantae; Streptophyta; Magnoliopsida; Lamiales; Lamiaceae. The transcript has a single exon.
AUGGAAGGAGAAGCUGCUGCAGCCAUCCUUCAAGUUCUUGUUCAAAACCUCAUCGACCAUUCCAAGAAAGAAAUCUCACUAAUCCGAGGUCUCGACAAAGAAGCAGCAAAGCUUACCGACAGUCUCGACACCAUCCAGAAAUUCCUCAACGACGCCGAGGCGCGCACCGUCCCCGGCGACGCCGUCAAGAGCUGGCUGAGGCGGCUCGAAGACGCGGCGUUCGACGCCGACAACGUCUUGGAUGAGCUCAACUACCAUCUCCUCUCCAAACAAAACAAGCCCAUCAAACCCAUGAAGGCGAAGGUACUAUCAUGCUUCUCAUCAUCCUUCAAUUCUAUUGCACGACCAAGAAAUAUGGCUGUUAGAAUCCAAGAAAUCAAUGAGAAUUUGGACUCCCUUCACAAAGAGGGAGCUGGGCUUGGCCUCAAAGAGAGGCUUUCCGAUGAGCCCACUUUGCGUGAUGCUGCUGAUUUUGAAACUGAUUCAUUCACUUUUAUUCCGAUUUUCAUUGGAAGAGAUGAUGUGGUGUCGGAAAUAGUUGAGAUGGUUACUACGGGAAUGAAAGCUGAUGAACGUGUGAUUUCCAUCGUUCCCAUCGUGGGAAUGGGUGGAUUGGGGAAGACGACGUUGACUAGGAAAGUCUUGGAUCAUCUGAAGACGGAGACUCGUGUGUUUGAAUCUCAUAUUUGGGUGCAUGUUUCUCCAAAUUUUGAUCCAACAACUCUUUUCAAGAAAAUUCUGAAAGAGUUGACUUCUGAUCAAGCUGAAGUUGAGAGUAAGCAAGAAAUUCUUUCAAAGCUUCAAAAAGCUCUAAAAGAUAAAACUUAUCUUCUUGUCCUUGAUGAUGUGUGGAAUGAAAAUCUUUCGAAAUGGGAAGAUUUUAUCAAUUCCUUGUUGGGAGUUACUUCUGUCAAAGGAAAUGCAAUUGUUGUUACCACCAGAAAUAUGGAAGUGGCUUCAAUUGUGAAUCCACUUCAUACACAUGAGUUGAAAGGCUUAUCAGAGGAAGAUUGUUGGUCGAUAAUCAAAGCUAAAACCUUCGGAGAAGCAAAUGUUCCAUCAGAAUUUGAGACUAUUGGGAGAAAGAUUGCAAGAAGAUGUCGAGGUCUACCAUUAGCUGCCAACGUAGUUGGGGGAGUUCUGCGCAAUAAAUCUGAGGAAAAGUGGCUCUCAAUCGAAGAGAAAUGGCUGUCACAUGAGGAAGGAGAUAACAUCACAAAGAUAUUGAGGCUGAGCUUCGAUAACUUGUCUCCAUCACCACUUCACUUAAGAAGUGCUUUGCAUACUGUUCCAUUUUUCCUAAAGGCAGUCAGAUCAAGAAGCAGGGGCUGA